Molecule: messenger RNA, 3821 nt
Organism: Harmonia axyridis
Lineage: Eukaryota; Metazoa; Arthropoda; Insecta; Coleoptera; Coccinellidae
Product: probable cytochrome P450 6d5
Exons: 5
Coding region: 179-1723 (514 amino acids)
Molecular function (GO): heme binding; oxidoreductase activity, acting on paired donors, with incorporation or reduction of molecular oxygen; iron ion binding
Source: RefSeq, a predicted model, not a curated record
ACUCAGUUCAAAAUGUAAUCAUGAAGAAGCCACAGCGUGGCGAAACACUUGUUGUUUCCUAUAUUGAAAAUUGUGGAAAUUUAGUUGAUCAUUACUUUUUUGCUGACUAGAAUUUUCAAAAAUUCGUAACUCUGACACUAUCAGGGUUAUUGAAUUGCGGUAUGAAAAAAUAAAAACCAUGCUUUCCUUAUUAACACUGGGUUUCCUGAUCUUGACGUGCUUAUACCUUAUCAAUAAAUGGUUGAGAGGAAAAUUUUCAUUUUGGAGCGAAAGGGGCGUAAUAACACCACCAGUAAACCUAGGUUGGGGCAACUAUCAAGAGGUCAUACUCCAGAAGAAAAGCUUCAGUCAAGCCUUGCAUGAAUUCUACAAGUUAUUCAAAGCCAAGGGGGUCCUUCAUGGAGGACUUUACUCCUUUACAUCUCCUAUUUAUAUGCCAGUGGACAUAAAUAUCGUCAAAAACAUAAUGCAGAACGACUUCGAUCAUUUUGUAGAUAGAGGUUUCUACGUCAAUCAAGAAGACGAUCCUCUUAGUGCCAAUCUUUUCACUCUAGAGGAAAACAAGUGGAGAUAUUUGAGAUCCAAAUUGACACCUGCUUUCAGUUCUGCAAAGUUGAAGAUGAUGUACGAAACCUUGCUGAAGUGUACCAAAGAUCUGGAAGAUGCGCUUGAAGAAUAUGAUGGAAAAUACCUGGAUGUGAAAGAAUUUAUUGCAAGAUUUACCAUUAAUGUUAUCGGAAGCUGCGCUUUUGGCAUUGAAUGUAACUGUUUGAAGGAACCCAACAACGAAUUCAGAUUGAAUGGAUCUACAUUUUUUAACAGGACCUUCUUCGAGAAUGUGAAACUUUAUUUCAGCGAUGUGUUUCCUGGAAUUAUGAAAAAAUUACACGUACGCGUCUGUAGACCCAGUACUAUCAAAUUCUUCGAGCGUUUAACUCGAGAAACCAUAGAAUACAGGGAGGAGAACAAUAUUAUUCGGAAAGACUUCAUGCAUCUACUAAUACAGCUGAAGAAUAGCGGCAAACUAAUAGAGAGCGAAGAAGUUGGAAAUAUUGGAAAGUCUGAGAAUGGCGAGACGAUUUCUUUCGCUGAUCUCGUUGGUCAAGCAUACGUUUUUUUCCUGGCUGGUUAUGAAACUCCUUCAAAUACUAUAAGCUUCACCCUCUACUUCUUAUCGGUGUUCAAGGAGGUACAGGAGAAAUGUCGGAAAGAAAUUAAGACUGUACUAGACAAAUAUGGAGGAAAAUUAACGUAUCAAGCUGUUAUAGAGUUGCAUUAUUUGGAAAGCGUUAUUAAUGAAAGUAUGAGAUAUUAUCCACCGGUACACGUGCUGAAUAGGGUAUGCACGAAAGACUACCAAGUGCCAGGUUCUGAUUUGUUGCUAAGAAAAGGACAGAAAGUAUUGAUUCCGGUACUGGGAAUUCAAAGAGACGAAGAAUAUUAUCCAGAUCCUGAUACCUUCAACCCAGAGAGAUUUUCUGAUGAGAAUUCAACAGGAAGAAACCCUGCUACUUUUUUGCCAUUUGGUAUAGGCCCAAGAAAUUGCAUAGGUCUCCGAUUUGGAAUGGUUCAAGUGAAAACUACAAUUGUCAGUAUAAUUGAUAACUAUGAAAUAUCGUUGAACAAAAAGACCAAAUAUCCCCUAGAAUUCGAUACAGGACAUCCACUAACACUCAGCCCUAAAGGAGGUAUUUGGUUGAAUUUGAAGAAAAUUGAAAAAUGAAAUAUCACUUCAUUAGGAUGGUUUAUGCAUAAGGUUGUUUUAUCAUAAUUCUAAUUAUUGUGUGAAAAGAUUAUUUAUUUAGUUCGAAUUGUAGGUAUCUCAUGAGAAUCAUAUUGUGAUCAAUUCCUUAGAAUUAUAAAGAGUAAUUCCAUGAAAUAACGGAAAGAUUCAAUAGAAGAAACAAUUAUUUCAUGAGACCUUUCAAUCUUUGUUUUUAUUUUUGAGAAUUAAUAUACAAGAUAUUUUGAAUAAAAACAUUGAGAUUCCAAAAGUAUUAGGUAGAUAACGUCAAAUAAAUGAAAGAUCGAUUUUACUUUUUAAUUUCGAUGCGUGUAUUUUUCAAUCGAGCUGUUUUCACAACGUGAACGAAAGAUAAUAACAUUGGAGAUCUUCGUGAAAGUUUUUCAGUGUUCGUUUAUUUCUACAAAAAAAUGCUUUAAAUUGCCUGAGGGCGCUAAUAAUAUCAAUAUAAUUCUUACUCAACUUAGCUAAUAUUGAAAGGGGCCAUUCUUGGACCCAUUUUAAAGAAAUAACUUCGUAUAUAAAUGAUUAUUAUGAAUGUCCUGAUUUGGAAGAUACCAGGUGAUGAAGAUUCAAAAAUUUUUUUUAUAACCGCUUUGCUAUAAUUGUAGAUAUCUUUAUGGGAUUUGCUGCACGUGCUUCAAAAUGUAUUUUUUGAUGUACCUAUGAGAAAUUAUAUUGUUUCCUAGUGGUUUCCGUACGGGUUUUGCAUUGACUAUCCAAAAAAAAUGGCUUUCUCAUAAAUUAAAAAUCAUUUUUGGAAAUGUCAUUCAUUUCUGAGUCUAUAUAUUUCUAUGAGUCGACCGAGACUCAUGGUUUUUUGUUUUACUCAUAAUUUCAAAAUUACAGAUAUGGUGGUGAUUAAAUAAUACAUUUAGAUGUAUCAAAACAACGUCAAAUUUCAUGCACCAGAACCAAGAAAAAAGAAUCGGACUAGCUUCGAAUUAGUUUUUGUGCUUAGAAUGUUCAUAGAAUAUGGUAAUAUCAGAAUUCCUCAUUUAAAUAAACUGACCGACAUGAACGACAUCAUAAUAGAACACAUCUCAUGAAAAAUUACUGCUGUGUGAUAUCCAAUGCUGCAAUAGUCAUAUAAAUGAUGAGCGCUCAAAAGCUCCUGACUCCAAGCCGAUCAUCCUCUCGAAUUUUUUAAUACUCAGUAUUAGUUAGUUGUAAUUCAAUGCUGAUAUUUCACCAGAAAAUUUUUCUAGGUUGAAAGUAUCAGGAUCGGUAUAAUAUUCUUCGUCUCUUUGAAUUCUCAGUACCGGAAUCAAUACUUUCUGUCCUUUUCUUAGCAACAAAUCAGAACCCAGCACUCUAAGUCUUUUCUGUCUUUUUGAGUAAACAAUGGAGGUAUAGUGGCGUUGGGCACAGUAAUAAUAAAGCCUCUACAGAAUAAUUCAAUCGAAUAUUAUUGAAAUUUUACGAUUGUUAUCAUAAUAUAAAUGAAGGCCGUUCUAUUAACUACUCAAGAUAUCCUGUAUAUUCAACUCUCACUGAAGAAUAAUUCCAAUCAAUCACAAUCAAUUGUUAUCAAGUUAUUUUCAAUACGAAAUAACAGAAAAUUAUUAUAAUUUUUUAAUACUUGAAACCAAUUCAAGUACGGUCUGCUCGAUAAAAAAGAAAGAGUUAGAAGUAUUGAAUUGAGAAAAAUCAAUAGAAUACUUGUUUGUUUGCAAUAAGCCAUAGUUAGAAAAUAAUUAAUGGUGCGGUGCGUUCAUACAAAAUUUCUUUGAGCAAUCAUGAAUAGGUUUUCAAUUUUAUGUGUACACUUAGCUUCAAUCAUAUUGGUUAUAUUUUGUUGUCUCGAUUGUGUGGAAUUUGCAACGUUUAUUUAGAGAAACCACCACCAGGUGACUGCUCAGUUCAAAAUGAAAUUAGCGAUAUUUCUUCUCACAAAACACAGAUUUUUAUGGGGUUUUCAACUUCUUUAAAAAAUUAUCGGCAUUGUAGUAUUUGAUAUUUUUAAUUUGUGGAUAGAAAAAAAUUAGUAAUUCUUCGUUUUUCGCAAAUGAAUUGAUAAUAUGCUAUUCCUACAAAUCACUGAUGUCUCUUGAGAAUAUUCGUUGAAAAAUUCCUA